Phytomonas sp. Hart1 is the source of this 411-nucleotide messenger RNA. The record is from the annotation of a GenBank genome assembly. Lineage: Eukaryota; Euglenozoa; Kinetoplastea; Trypanosomatida; Trypanosomatidae.
GACUCUUAUGUAAGGGCUUAAUAAUAUAAGUAAAAGGUAUAGAUGAUCCCCCAAAGAGGAUAAAAUGAACUGUAAUGAGGAAUGAUCUUGCAGCGCAUGUUCUCUUUUACUUUCAGGAAUACACUUUAAUUGGCAUGAUUUUCCCUACCCCCUCAAACUGUUGUAAGUUAAAGGAUAUCAUGAUCCUGGCAGAAGGGUUUGGCGACCCUAUUUAUUGGGUAACAUCAGUUUGACAUGGAUGAAGCUUCCUUUUUGUAAAUUGGGAUCAUCGUUUCUGAGAUACUGCUCGAGGGGGGAGAUAAUUUUUUAUAGAAAGACCCUUUUUCUGUCUCUUUUAUUUCGCAGUAUCCUUUAUGGUUUACAGGUGAACGUGCCCACGAAAAAGGUCUCUUAAGGUUGAAGAGAGCCAAU